AUGUCUUUGUAUAUCCAUGUGUUGGCCUGUGUCUUUGGCCUGGGCUCUUGGGUAGCCGUAAAUGGAAUGUGGGUGGAGCUGCCACUAAUUGUCAAUGUUCUACCUGAAGGAUGGGACUUACCUUCGUACCUUACAGUCAUCAUCCAGCUGGCCAAUAUUGGCCCUAUCCUAGUUACCCUUGUGCAUAUGAUAUAUCCGCGUCGACUACGUGAGAAUUUGGUGAUCUAUGCAGUGCUGAUGAUUGGUAUAUUAGCAUGCAUCCUCCUGACAUUGUUCUGGAAGAAGACAACCGUGAUUUUAGGUCAACCAAGAAGCACAGCAUUCUUUAUUAUCACAUUCUUCCUGUCUCUGGUGGACUGCACAUCCUCUGUCACCUUCCUGCCUUUCAUGAUGCAGCUCCCGAACAAAUACAUCACGACUUACUUCAUUGGUGAAGGAUUAAGUGGGUUUUUGCCUGGGCUGGUAGCUCUGGUGCAAGGGGUUGGCAUGGCCAAAUGUGUUAAUGUCUCCCAACCAUCAAUGAGCAUCACAAACCCUGGGCAUGAGAACUUCACAUUGCAAGCUCAGUACCUUCCUCCUAAUUUCUCCACAGAGAUCUUUUUCUCUUUUCUGGUGGUCAUGAUGGUGAAAAGCCUUGUUGCUUUUGGCUUGCUAAACCAUGUCCAUCAGACUCUUUCCCUCUCCACUGAAGAUCUGGUACCUGAGCCAGGAACUGUGGUAAUGAUCAGUGGAGGUCUGGAAAACCAGGCGGCAAACAAUUCAGGGACGAACAGUCAAGAAGGUACCAUUGGAGACCAUCCCAAGCCUCUGACUGUGAAGACGUACUAUUCCUGCUCUGAACUAGCCUUCAUCUACUUUAUGGUGGUGUGGGCAAAUUGUGCAACCAAUGGACUACUGCCAUCAGUACAGACGUUCUCCUGCAUGCCCUAUGGGAAUAAAAUCUAUCACCUCUCAACUUCUCUGUCAGCACUUGCUAACCCACUGGCCUGCAUUAUCGCCAUGUUUGCUCCCAAACGCUCUCUGGUGUUGCUGGGAAUUCUGUGUUUGCUGGGUACUGUUUGUGGUGGAUACAACAUGGCUAUGGCAAUCAUGAGUCCCUGUCCAUUGCUGCAAGACUCGCCACUAGGAAAAACUUUAAUUGUCCUGUCAUGGAUUCUUUUCACUGGCCUGCUGUCCUAUGUAAAGGUGAUGGUGGGAGUCAUUUUGAGGGACCAGAGCCAUAGCGCCCUGGUGUGGUGUGGAGCUGCAGUACAGACCGGCUCUCUUGUGGGAUCAUUUAUUAUGUUUCCCUUGGUCAGCAUUUAUCAUCUGUUUAAGUCAGGGGAUAUCUGCAACAACAUAUGCACAUCAUUCUGA
Molecule: messenger RNA, 1356 nt
Organism: Neoarius graeffei (lesser salmon catfish)
Lineage: Eukaryota; Metazoa; Chordata; Actinopteri; Siluriformes; Ariidae
Gene: slc52a3-1
Product: solute carrier family 52 member 3
Exons: 3
Coding region: 1-1356 (451 amino acids)
Biological process (GO): riboflavin transport
Cellular component (GO): plasma membrane
Molecular function (GO): riboflavin transmembrane transporter activity
Source: RefSeq, a predicted model, not a curated record